AUGUUCAUCUGUAUUAAACACGGAGGUAAGACCAAAGUCAUAAAAUGCAUUCCACUAGUUUCACAUUUUGAUGUUUGCAAUGUUAGAAACUGUAUUUCAGGCAAUUUCUUUAUUUUCAUUCUAUCUCCUCCCUUUGCAGACAAUGAGCAGUUUCUGGCCAACACCAACUGCUCUGUGGUUCUCCUGCUGCAGUACAUGAGAGUUAAGAUGGGCCUGCCGGAGACAGGUGGGAGUUCGGAGGGGGGGAGGGGGGGUCAUCAGGGAGGGUGGGAUGGAGGGCCUUAAUGAUGAUGACAGCUUCCUGAUUGAAAUGCUGCUGUGCCGAUGGUCCCUAAGGCCAUUGCUCUUACAGGCUAAGGGGGUCUUGAGUCUAUCCUAAGUUUAGUGUCACUGCUGUAACUAAGGCAGAGAAUGUGGAGGGAGAGUGCUGAUGUGAGUGUCAGGGACAGAGACAUGCGUGUGGGGGUUCACCGGAGGCUGGUGUUAAAUAUUUCACACUGCUCAACUCGAAGGGUGUCUGCUUACACCUGCUGGGUCCUGCCACACUUACCACUGUGUUGUCGCUAGGCCCAGAGCAAGCCUCCUCGACUAAUGAAACUAUCAUUACCACUCUCAUUAGCACAGAGUCUAAUGGGGCUUGCUGAUGAGUGGGUGUGACUACCGCAAGGCUAUCAGUAGUAAAUCCUGCACUCUGGCCCUCCCCCUCAUCAGCCACCUUUAUGUUAUGUUAGAUAUUCAACCAGUUUUGUCUCUUUCUCUACAUACGGAUAGAUUUGUCUUAAAUGUGUGUGUGUGCGUGUGCGUGUGCACGUGUUUCAGAGCUGGUGGAUCUGUGUGAUGACCGUGGGGCUCUGAAGCUUCUCUUUCUGUCCCAGCAGCCUCAGGAGUGUGCCAGCCGACUACUUCCUCCCCGCUGCUCCCUCACAUUCUGCAAUGUUAAUCGUGAGUUCUAAACAUAAUAGAAGUAGAACCAAUAGAGUGGACAAGGCCUCUAUGAAACUAUUCAUAAUUGCCAAAAAGGAGUUUCUAUACAUGGCUCUUCUUUGAUUUGAAGUAUAUGUUUAUCUUAUCAGGAAAUCCAAAGGAUGAUGCCUAUGUUUCCAUUACCCCCUUAGUGGUCAACCCAGACCCUGCACUUCUAGGUAACAAUACACUCUGCUUGUUAAUUAUGUGUGUGCAUUCACUUAAAGUAGUUCAUGUGUGUAUUCUGGAGGAUUUUUUUGUUUACCCUCUGUCUUAGCGUGUGUACAUAUGUUGUUCCUGUUUGUAUGUGUAUCAGAGACCCUACAGACUCAGACUGACAGCCUGGAGAGGGCUCGUCUCAGACAGCUCCACUCUCAGGAGGACCGCAGAGCCACAGAGGCGCCCUCUCAGACCCAACCCACACAGACUAAGGGCCGGGGCCGUGCCGUACAUAUGGACACCCCUGAUGACGAAGCCUCCAAUCGCCGGACUGGAGGCAGGAGGAGCAGGAACUGA
Coregonus sp. 'balchen' is the source of this 1479-nucleotide messenger RNA. The record is from the annotation of a GenBank genome assembly. NCBI's taxonomy places the organism in Eukaryota, Metazoa, Chordata, Actinopteri, Salmoniformes, Salmonidae.